This is a messenger RNA of Acyrthosiphon pisum (pea aphid), 2495 nucleotides long. RefSeq names its product protein PFC0760c-like. Bases 638 to 2452 code for a protein of 604 amino acids. The record is from RefSeq and is a predicted model, not a curated record. The transcript is spliced from 4 exons. Lineage: Eukaryota; Metazoa; Arthropoda; Insecta; Hemiptera; Aphididae.
AAUGAAUUAACUUUGUGUGUCAUGUUCUAAUGUUCUACGGCUAUAAUAGUAGUCAGUAGAUGCCUGAUGCAUCGUCGUUAACAUUCUAACGCGAUGUAUUGGUAACACUGAUGGUGUUUGAACUGAUUUGAUCAACGGAAAAAUUUUCAUGACAAAACAAUAUUAACAUUGUUAUAUGUUAACGUUUAACACACAACUUCUGUCUAUAAAAAAAUAAAAUACAGUUUGUACACUGAACACUCUUUGCUUGUUCAAUUCUCUAGUUUGGAGUUCAGGUGGUUCAGUACGAUUAUACGAAGUACGAAUUACUACGGAAACGCAUGACUAAAUAAACAGGCAUGUCAGCUAAAAUUUCAUUUUCGCUAUCGUCGCGCAUGUUCCCCAGACAUGGAAAGAAUAAUAUAAAAUGUAUAAUGUAGAUUAUUAUUAUAGCGUACAAUAUUUUAGCGUUUAUUCCAAGUCUGGGGAACAUUUUAUCACAAUUUUAUGUGCAGUGUUAUCGAGCUGACAUGCCUGUUUAUUUAGUCAUGCGGAAACGGAAUGGCGAAUCGGAGAUACUGAUUGUCGUAAAGCGAAUCGUUGACCGUUGUAUCCUGUUCUUUGGGUUCAGUGAUUAACUGAUGAAUCACAUGACAAAAUGAUUGAACUAUCCGAUGAAAAUGAAAAAAUGAUAAGUGAUGUAACGUUAAUGGAAAACAAUCUUAAAGAAAAAACAUCAUUGGUAAGCAAUUUAAAAAAUGAGUUGAAGGAACUUAAAAUACAAUACAACAAACUUGAAGAACAUAACCAGGCCAAUAAAGAACAAAUUUGUUAUAGCUAUGAUAUUGAUUCAGAGUUGAGAAAUGGUAAAAGAAAUAUUAUAAACGAAAUAAAUCUUCUUGAACCUGGAAAAAUUACUCGUGUUCUUACUGAUCAUAAUUUGUCAAAUUUAUUGGAUAUGUUUGUCAGCCUUAUAAUGACUAAAGAACAACAAAUUGUAACUGACUUAGUUAAUGACCACAAUAAGGUCAAACGAUUAUAUGAAGAUCAAAUCAAACAGUUCCAAGAAGACAUAAAAAAAGGAAAAGAAUGGCAAGAACUAGUUGAAAAUGAUAAUGAAAAACUUGGCCUUGAACUUGAAAAUCUCAAAUCUCAAAAACACAACUGGCCCUGUAGAGAAUUAAAAAUAAAAGAAUUGACAAAAAAAGUUUUCGAAGCAGAGAAUUUAUCUUUUAAUUAUCUAAAUGAGUUGAAAGAAUUAAAGACCCAAUUGACUAAAACAAGUGAACACAAUUAUCAGUCAUUGUCCGAUGAAUUUGAAACAUUUAAGACCAAUUCAGAGCUGUCUAUACAAAAUUUGAAAAACAAACUUGAAAAUAUAACCAAACAAUACAAUGAAUCAUUAGUUAUGUACAAAGAUCAAAAAGAUUAUUGUUAUAGUCUGGAAGAUAAAAUAGAAAAAAUUCAAUCAGAAUGUGCUUGUCUAAAAUCUGUUAUUGACAAAAAAGAUAAAGAUAUUAAAAACUUACUUGAUGGAUUUCAAUUGAAGACAAAUGAGUAUGAAACAAUGAUUGAAAAAUAUAGUUUACAAAAAGAAGAAACGAAAAUUUAUCAUGAAAAGAUAAUUAAUGAACUUGAGUUGGAUGUAAGUAAUAUCAAACAUCAGAUGUAUUGUACAGAAAAUUUGCUAAAAGAAAUAAAAAAAAAUUACAAUGAAUAUGAGUCUAUGUUAGUAGAAGUUAAGAGUAAAGACAAUAAGAUAGCAGAACUUUUGACUCAAUUGGAUGAACUUCAGCAAAAAAUUGUAUUAUUAACAAAAGAAAGAGAUUUUUUGAAACGCAAAAGUGAACAAUUUAAAAACUUUAAAGAUGAUGUCAAAAAAUUAAAUGAAGAAAUAUUUGGAUAUGAACAAAACAUAUCUGACCUAAGAAAAGACAAAGGUCAGCUUAUUGUACAACACGAUAAAGAACUGAAGAAAUUGAAAAAUGAAUUAAAUCAAGUUCAAACUAAAAAUUUGGAACUAUCAAAUGAGUAUAGUAAAUUAUCAGAGACUGCUAAAAAUUUGGAAAAAUCAUCAAAGAAAGACAUACAACAAUUAAAUAGAUGUAUUGUGGAUAAGAAUACAAAAAUAUCUACAUUAGUAUUGUUUUCCAAAACUAACACUGACGAUCUCAUAAAGAAGAAUCAUGAAUUGGAAAAUAUCUUUAAAAGGGCAAGAGAUGAGAAUAAUGUGUUGCGCAAAGACUUAUGCCGUUUGAAAGAAAUUACAAAUGUGACUAGAGUGGACCAAUUCACUCAAACUGCUGAAGAACAGAGCUUAGUGAGUAGUGCUAUAAUAGUGGCCGACUACAAAAGCAUGAUUGAAAAAAAUGCUAAAUUUGAGAAGGAUAGUAAAAUGAUGAAAAUUUUGUUACAUCUUAAUAAAGCUAAAAUUGGAUUACUUGAAAAGAAACUAAAUGAGCGACAUGGUUGAAUUUGAUUUAAAAUCUGUAUUGCCUUAACUCUGUAGUUAAAUA